CACCCGCAAAUAAAACCCCAAGGAAAAGAAGAAGAAAAAGAAGAAGACGAAGAAGACGAAGAAGAAGAAGAACGUAUAUGAGGCGACUGAGACACGGAAGUGGAGUGGAGAGAGCGAGAGAGAACGUUGGCGCGAAGGUUGGAUUCUGUGGUUAGUGGCACAAUCUGAUUUGUGACUGGAUCAGAAUGGAAAUAUGAAUGAAGGGUCGGAGGACGAAGAUGUGGAAUCGGAAUGGGAAAAGAGUGCAAGUAGAAAAGGAGGAGGAGGGAGAAAGGAUAACAAAAAACGACCAGUAGAAGAGGAGGAAGGGAGAUACGCCAGGAAAAAGAAUACGAUGAAGGAAUUUAAAGUAAUUCUUAAAUUUAAGCCGGUAACGAGAUAACGUCAGUGAGUCCAAUCACUCUGACAACAGGACUGAAAAAGGCGAUCGGAAGGUGGCGGUAAUGCGCAUCUAAAAGUUGUUCGCCAACCGCCAUAAAAGAAGAAGAGAAGAAGAACGUAUGACGUCAGGGCGGGGCGGGGCGCGGCGCCACUCGGAGGUGUGUCUUCCCCCCGCAGGCAGCUCGCAGGAUGAGGAGUGAAACCGUGGCGGACCAACACCUGUGAUAUGUGAGAGCCAGCGACGGAGGACGGAACCAUGACACUCGGCUCCGGGGCCUUCUACUGUGUCGCCCUGGGGCUGCUGGCGCUCGGGCUGCGGGAGCUGCUGACGGGCUGCGAGGAGAACAGAUGCAGUAUGACCUACAUGUUCGAAUACCCAGAGUACCGGCGCGUGGCUCUGCCCCGUCGUGUGGCCAGACUGUACCCAGCGUACGGGCUCUACCUGUAUGGAGAGGGGGUCUAUGCCCAGGAGACCCGAGCGCUCAAACUCACCGGAGCCCCUGUGCUCUUCCUGCCGGGAAAUGCUGGCAGUUAUAAACAAGCUCGCUCCCUGGGCUCGGUGGCCUUGAGGAAGGCUGAAAACAUGGAGGGAGGCCUCCACUUCAACGUCUUCACCGUGGACUUCAACGAGGAGCUGGUGGCCCUUUACGGUGGCAGUCUGCUCCGGCAGACUCACUUCCUGCAUGAGAGCAUUAAAGCCAUCCUGAGACUGUACAAGCAUCUGAAGAACCCUCCCCAGAGUGUGGUGCUCGUGGGCCACUCCAUGGGAGGAGUGGUGGCCCGGGCGCUCUUCACUUUGCCCCGCUUCAACACCAACCUGGUGGGCCUCAUCCUCACCCAGGCCUCUCCCCACCUGGCUCCAGUACUGGCCCUGGACCCGUACCUGCUGGAUUUCUACUCUGCAGUGAAACAGAAGUGGUUGAAGCAGGCGAACAAGCUCAGAAACAUCACAGUCCUGUCUGUUGGGGGUGGUUACCGUGACUACCAAGUCCGGUCAGGUCUAACAUCCCUACCGUGUCCUCCAGGAGACCCCAAUAAGCUGUCCCUGGUGGCAACUGCAGUUCCCAGGACAUGGGUGUCCACUGACCACCUCUCCAUCGUUUGGUGCAAAGAGCUUGUUCUUGCUACUGUCAGGGCAUUCUUCGACCUCAUCGAUCCUGAGACCCGACAGUUCACAGACGACCCGGAGAAGAAAAUGUCUGUACUGAACCACCACUUCGUCAGACAUCCUGUUAGGAUGGUGGGAGAAACUCCGGACACGUCCAUCUCAACCUUAGAUUUCCCUGAAGUGUGGAGUGAAGUGAACACAUUGCGUCUGGCUUACAGCGCACCAAAGGAAGGACAGGUGAAAUAUUUCAUGUUUGCCCUCUCGAGUCGCAGGAAAGCCUACAGCCAUUUCUACUGCCGGAGCAGCAACUUGGAGAUGAGUAGCUGGGUGUAUGGCUGCGUGCACAAGAAUGUUUCAUCAUGUGUGCGUGCUGUGGAUCUGUCCAUGGGAACGGAGCUCCUGCCUCCGUACAAGGUCCUGAUUCUGAGUCUCAGCGACUUGUCUUCAGUUACUCAUCUAGUGGUUUCGGCCUCUAACCUCAAUGGCAGACAGUUUACGGUGGAGUGCGAGUGGCAGAGACAAGAGUCACACACGCUGUCUGUCCCAGUACCUCAUGUCCUGUCCUUCGGUUUGACUGUCAGUGACGUUACGGUCAACUCGUCUGGACUCCUGCACACCGUCGAGCUGCAGCACUUCCACCAGGGCUAUCAGGCUUUCAGAGUAAACGUUGCAAGCCAGUGCAAAGUACAUAAAGAGAGAUUGUCUAACGUAUACAGAAUAAUGGCCCCGUGGUUUCGAGAGGACUCUUUAACCACCGUCAGUGUGCCCUCAGUCACAGAGAUCUCAGGGAUGGUGCACACAAGUCGGCCAGACAACACCUCAGCAGUCCGCCUUCAGCUCCACACUGCCCCCAACUGCCAGUAUAAGGUGUCAAUAAGGACUUCAUUACCCAGGGUGCUCGGACAGAUACUGCGGUUCUGUGGUCCUAUGGUACCGGUGUACACAGCUGUAACGCUGCUCCUGGCCUGCGGGGGGCAGCUCUCGUCCAUCCUGAAGUCAAGGCGACCGGCAGACAUGAGCCAGGUGGUGGGCAAAGGCCUGCAGCCUCACAAAGUCAACCUGCCUGUUUAUGUUCUGCACGUCUUACUGAGCUGUAGCCACUUUCAAGAGGUCUGGUCCACUCUGUGCCUCCCCUCCAUGGAUGUUCUCCCUGCAUCCUUUCCUGAUACAACGUUUCAUGAAGGCAUGGUACCAGUUGAAGAAUGGCCCCACCUCCUGUCCCCUCUGCUGUACAUCUUGGGGGCAGCUGUAGCGUACUGGGGGAGCACAGUGCUCUGUCUCAUUAUGCGGCUGGUCUCAUUAAUAUUAGCUCCACUGCACAGACCAUCCGUCUCCAGAGACUGUGGCACCCUGCGACCGCGGACCCAGCUCCUUAUCACACUCUGUCUGACUGUUAUUGGCGGGACAUCCUGCGGAGCAUUGUCGGUCUUUGCUGCCUUUCUGCUCCACCUUUAUAGGGUGCUAAGGCUACAAAUGACAGAGAGGUCUUUGAGUCACAUGCUGAAUCUGGCCCCCCGGAAGCACAAUGAAGCUGCGAAUGGCACAGUUGACGCUGACAGCUUGAGCAGGUCUAAAGAAUGUAACGGCGCCCCCUUGCUGUCUGAGUGCGCCGUGCAGGAGGUGAGGGACGACCUCCAGCUCCAUCUCUGCCUGUCGGCACUCUUCACGCUACCCGUCAUGCUCAGCGCGCCGUCACUCCUCCACUGGAUCCGCAACCUGAGAUAUUCCACCCAACUGGAUCCUGACCCUUGUUGGCCAUACGUCGUGCCUCUCGUUACUGUUUACAUACUGCUCAUUAACUGCAACACGUUAAAACUCUGCAGCAGUAAACUCCUGCCUCUGACUUCCUGCCUCCCUCUGCCCUUGGCCGUCACCAUGGUGGCCUUCUCUCCGCUUCACCUUUACAGAGUCACCUACUUCCUGUUGCUGACUCUCGUCCCUCUGGCGUCUUGUUGCCUGCUCUGAUGGUGUCUGGCUGGUUUCAGUCUUCAUCUCUACCAUAACAAGCCUUCCACUAAGUUGAGGCUGAUCGAUGUGUCAAACUGCCAUGGAGCAGAGCUAUAGACAUACAUAGCUUGGGGAAUUGCCUGCUCAAUGUUGGCACUAAACGCUCUGUGGCAUUUACACUGUGUUUUAAAAUGAGAGGACGUAAAGGCCCCGGAACAUUUGGUGCAAACUUUGCUCUGUCGGAAUGACCUGAAACCAAGUUUGCCUUACUCUGUAUAUCUAUAGCUCGGCCUUCAAGGAGGAAGAACUCCACACCAGUGAAGCUACUGAUACCAGAGAUUCUCACACAGGGUGUUACUGUCGAAUCUGACGUGCCGUUUCUGCUUUUGUUGUUUCUAGUGUCUGGAGUCGCUCACACUGCCUCCUGCUUAGCAACGACUCACAGUUGUGUGUAGCUGGCCCCUUGUUGACUGUAGGAGCACUACCAUUAAACCAGUGGCAGUACAAUAUCUCUUUCCAUAAAACAAAUCCAAAGUAAUCAUGUUUACAUUAGCCCCUUAAUCAUUUUUGAUAUACAGUAAUGUAGGUUUGCAAUGGUAAUGGUUUGAGUGCGCGGGCAGCUGGUCAGACUAAGAUGUGUAUUUAUUCUGAAUGUGUUUUAUCUAAGCUGUAGUUGAUUACAGUCACUUCACUGUCAGCUAUAGUGACUGUUUGAUGACUCAUCUAAAAGACGCAUGUGCCGGUUUUAUAGGCAAAAAUAAAACUGACACUUUCCUAUCUGAAAAAAACCUCCCAAAGUCCUCACACUGGUGUUGUGCUGGCUCGUCCACGUCAGCUCCUCGUGUUCCCCUGCUGAUAGAUUCACAAUGAUGUUACAGUUUUUCUCUUUGCUCACUUCUUUUAGAAAGUUCAGAGAGAGGGGAGUUUGAUGCACAUUACACUAAACGUGAAUGAGGUCAGCGUGACAUAAUUAUGAUAACAGUCAAAGUAGCAUAUGGUGACAGGACAAAUCAUAAAUAUUCAUUAGUUGUUUUAUUUUUUACUGCUAUGGACAUUAAGGUUCAAGCUUCAAAUAACGUACCUCACAACAGGUGGAGUCUGCUUCGCUUUGUGCUCCUACAGUACAGGGUUCGAGUCUGACUAAUUCCUAAGAUGUUGUUAUCAAACCAUUAUGACAAAGAAAAGUCAUUGACAUUUUACGGUUUAACAAUCAACUUUAUUCUAGAUAACACAAAUACAACCAAAUAUAUAGAACUUGAAUUAAGACAAUUAAAAAAACUUUUUUUACUGAAAUGUAAACACAAGUGCACUCCUUUUUAACAUUGUUUUUUUUUGUAAAAUAAAAGUUUUCAUAAGAUAUAUAUCUGAAAGUCCAACCCAUGUAUUGGUCAGGCUCUAAUAACAACGUGGUCCCAGGUUGUCAGGGUAGAGUUUGCUGGUUGACCGAGGAGUUCACCACCUUUUGUCUUCUCAAUAUGAAUUUAAUUUAUGGUAUAACUGCUGCUCGGUGUCCUUUUUGCAAAAUGAUGUCAGUCACACACCGGGCAGUAGAGCUGGUCCUGAAGUUAGAACAACAACAAACUAAUCUUUUUUUUAAAUGCAGCAAAUGAGGCUGGAGGUGUUUAGUCUUUUUCUUUCUGUCAACAACACCCAUGAAACAUGAUUUAUGAGUAGGACGGCACAGGUGGGAUUAAAUCCAAAUAAAUGACUGUGUGUGUGUGUAGCUCACUGAUAUGUUUUAAUAGUUUUUAAGAGCUCAGAGGAAUAGCAUUCUGUAUAUCAGACUUUGAUACACACACUGUACCUGUUAUUGGGAUCUGUUGUUGCUCUUGGUCUUUUUGUGGAGUUUAGUAACGGAAAGAAUAUGUAGGAUAUCAGUCAGUGAAUCACAUGGAAUCAGACCACCGUGCAGGUUGGUGCAGUGUGUGUGUGUGUGCGUGAGUUUUCAGUUUGCUGUGUUGUGGCGGUCUACAGACCCAACAUCUGUGUUGCACUUUGUUUUUGUUUCCAAUGACUUUUUGAGCAGUUCGACUGUUGCACUCCGACUGAUGCUCCUCUGGUGUGAUAUGUUUAUGAAUCAGUUUCACUUGAAAAAACUGACCAGUGAUUUUUAAGCAGUUGUUUUGACACAACUCAUCAAAUGAUGGGUAACCAUCAGAUUUUGGUGAGUUAACUUUAUGUGAUGGGUCUGUGUGUUAGAACUGUCUCACGUGUCCUCGUGCCUUUCCGCUUCACACCUGCCUGUCAGUCAACCAGUCCGUCAACCUGUCAGUCAACCAGUCCGUCAACCUGUCAGUCCUCCGCAGCAGUGCACUGUCCACUGUCUAUGAAUGUGUUGACUCACCAAAACUCUCUAUAGAGUUUUUGAUUUGACUUUAUAACUACUGGACACUAAAGACAAGUUCAUAGGGACCAAAAUGUACAAUCAUACAUCGCCUGUACCUGACUCCUGACGCCUUUACCUGAUGACUGUACCUCACGCCUGUACCUGAAGCCUUUACCUGACACCUGUACCUGACACCUGAUGAUUGUACCUGACGCCUGUACCUGAAGCCUUUACCUGACAACUGUACCUGACACCUGAUGAUUGUACCUGACGCCUGUACCUGAAGCCUUUACCUGACGACUGUACCUGACGCCUUUACCUGACGACUGUACCUGACGACUGUACCUGACACUUGACGACUGUACCUGACGCCUGACGACUGUACCUGACACCUGUACCUGACGCCUGUACCUGACUCCUGACGCCUUUACCUGACGACUGUACCUGACGCCUGUACCUGACUCCUGACGCCUUUACCUGAUGACUGUACCUGACACCUGAUGCCUAUACCUGACGCCUGUACCUCACACCUGAUGCCUAUACCUGACGACUAUACCUGACACCUGAUGCCUCUACCUUACUCCUGACGCCUUUACCUGACGACUGUACCUGAAGCCUGUACCUGUCUCCUGACGCCUUUACCUGACACCUUUACCUGACACCUAACGCCUUUAUCUGACGAUUGUACCUGAAGCCUGUACCUGACUCCUGACGCCUUUACCUGACGACUGUACCUGACACCUGACGACUGUACCUGACGCCUGUACCUGACGCCUGUACCUGACACCUGACGCCUUUACCUGACGCCUGUACCUGACUCCUGACGACUGUACCUGACGCCUGUACCUGACUCCUGACGCCUUUACCUGACGACUGUACCUGACACAUGACGCCUUUACCUGACGACUGUACCUGACGCCUGUACCUGACUCCUGACGCCUUUACCUGACGACUGUACCUGACACAUGACGCCUUUACCUGACGACUGUACCUGACGCCUGUACCUGACUCCUGACGCCUGUACCUGACACCUGUACCUGACGACUGUACCUGACAUCUGAUGCCUUUACCUGACUCCUGUACCUGACAUCUGAUGCCUGUACCUGACGACUGUACCUGACACCGGACGCCUUUACCUGACUCCUGUACCUGACACCUGAUGCAUGUACCUGAGACCUGACGACUCUACCUGACGACUCUACCUGAUGCAUGACACCUGACGACUGUACCUGGCGUCUGUACCUGGCGACUGUACCUGACGACUGAUUAUGUCUCUGUGUCUUUGUAAGUGAUCAGCUUUCCUGUGCACUAGUCUUUUCGGUGCAGUUUUAGUGCUUUGAGACGCACGUUGUCGCCGUCGUUGUGAAUCAGUGGCAUACGCUACUUUGUAGAACAAAAUGCUAAAGAUGAUGAAUUUUGUUUUCUAUAAAUAUAAUUGUGAUUUAUAUCGGUGUUCACUGUGAUAGUGUCGUUCCAAACUUCAGUUUCUCCUUUCAAACUGAACAGUCAGACUCAUUUUUUCACGAGUACAUGACGCUUUUAAAAUGAGCUUCGUGUGCCACUUCUUUGAAUACGUCCAGAAUUAGAUUUGAAGUUGGAAUCAAAUUGAGACUGGACCUUAAACACUGUCAUUUCAAAGCCAAAAGAUUUAAUGCCAAGGUAUUGUUGCGCAGUUGUGAUACAUAACAAAAAAGCAAUGAAUACAAUAUUUCUCUGCUUUAACAUUAUUGUCAAACAUCUCUGUUUAACUGCCUCCAGCUGUACAGAAAAGGAACGCAUUGUAAUUUAUGAAAAUCCCGUGAACUGUGAGUUGGUAAAACGAGUGGUAAUUAGAACUGACAACUCAAUGAUGUAUUUUACAACCCUGCAAGAAGCAGAAUUGUUUGUCAUGACGGUCAGGUGACAAUUUGUUUUACUAAAAUGACAAGUUCUCCGUCUUGUGAUGAUGCUGUACUGAUGGUGGUUGAUAACUCUGUUCUUGAUACGUUUGUCUUCAUUUUGAGGUCAAUACAGCGUCAGAUAUGCUGUUGACAGAUUCUGUCUUAAUCCAUGAUUCAUCACGUUGCAAUAUAUGUCCCUUCUGUUAAUGAGAUUACUUUUCCCAAAUUAUUGAGUCAGUGAUGCGUCCAUGUGAUUGAUCACUGUAAACAUCCACUUAACCAGCUGCCAAAAGUCUCCCCUCCUGAAUAUUUAACCGUAAAAUAAAAAGCUCUUAAUUUUUAGAAACAAGCUUUUGAACAAACACAAUAAAACAAAGGAUUUGACUCCAAUGUAGAAUUAACAAUAGAGUAAACCGGUUGAUGUCCGGUGCAGAUGUGGUCCAGUUACCACAGUGUGACAUGGAUACACUGAACUCUUAUCUGGAAACUUGUCGCAACCUGAAUGUUCACUUGCAUUUCCUCACAAAGUAAUGAAAAACAUUUCAUAUACUCUGUUAAUAUGAAAGUCACCAUCACACUACAUGUCUGCUGCUGUCUGCCGUUGCAAUAACGCCUGGUAACUCUUUCGAUGUUCUUCAUUCUGCUUCUGCCUCGAGUGACUUUAAAACCUGUAACCUCCAGCGCGCCGAGUCCUCUGGGUUCCGCAAAUAUACUGGAUACAAACAUCAAACACAGCCAAGGCACAGAUUUCAAAUUCAUAUUUUCUGGUGUGGACGAGUAUUUAACCCUCAGGUUUAAGCGUUGUGUCAAAAAUCGAUUGCUUUGAUGUUUUUGUAUUUCACCUUUUUAUCGGACGUUCCUGUUAAUAGGCAAACUGUGCAAUUUCUGGCACCAUUGUUGUUGCAAUAAAACAAAAAAAGAAAAUAA
Scophthalmus maximus (turbot) is the source of this 8569-nucleotide messenger RNA. RefSeq names its product post-GPI attachment to proteins inositol deacylase 1 (gene pgap1). The coding region runs from base 638 to 3454 and encodes 938 amino acids. Gene Ontology annotation, molecular function: phosphatidylinositol deacylase activity. Gene Ontology annotation, cellular component: endoplasmic reticulum. Gene Ontology annotation, biological process: endoplasmic reticulum to Golgi vesicle-mediated transport; GPI anchor metabolic process. NCBI's taxonomy places the organism in Eukaryota, Metazoa, Chordata, Actinopteri, Pleuronectiformes, Scophthalmidae. The record is from RefSeq and is a predicted model, not a curated record. The transcript is spliced from 27 exons.